ACAACGAAUUACGGCGUUUUUAUUCAUCAAAUAAGUUUGAAUCAUUAAUAAUAACCUAUAGAUGUUCCCUAUACAUUUAAUUGAACCAUAGCAGACAAAAUGUUCACUGAUUGCAUCGCUUUUUGUUUGCUUGCUGUUCUGGGUACUAAGAAAAAAUUAUUAGAACUGAAUAAUACUAUUAGUCAAAGUUUCAAGAGAUAAAGUUCACUUUUUAAAUAGUAAAUUUAUUUAUUUAAGGAGCUGAAGAUUCAUUUUCGUUUUGAUGUAUAGUAUUCGACAUAUAUCCUGUAAUCUAGUAGAAGGACAAUUAAAGAAAAGAAGUAGUAACUGGAUCCUUGGAGUAAGCAGUAGAUUUACUUCAUCGUAUUCUGGGAAAAAGCCCAUGAUGAAAACAUCGGAAAAAUUUCAAAGUAGUGUAAAUAGCAGCAUGUCAGGGUCAUUGUCAAGUUUACAAAAUGAGGAAGUAACAAGAUUCGAUAAUAUCGUGAAAAGUGAAGAAGAUAAACGACUUUAUAGAGGUCUUAAACUUGACAAUGGGAUAAAAGUAUUGCUAAUUUCCGAUUCAUCAACUGAUAAGAGUGCAUGUUGCCUAUCAUGUGAAAUUGGACAUAUGAGCGAUCCAUUGGAUCUUCCUGGACUAGCUCAUUUUGUUGAACAUAUGUUAUUCUUAGGAACAAAAAAAUACCCAAACGAAAAUGAAUACAGCAGUUUUUUAAGCAAGAAUAGUGGCUCAUCCAAUGCAGCUACAUACCCAGACUUGACAAAGUUCUAUUUUGACGUAAUGCCAGAAAAGUUUGAAGAUGCUAUCGAUAGAUUUUCUCAAUUUUUUAUUGCACCGCUAUUUACUGAGAGCGCAACAUUACGUGAAAUUAACGCUGUACAUUCUGAACAUGAAAAAAAUCUAGCAACUGAUGUUUGGCGUAUAAGACAAGUUCAGAAAGCUCUAGCAAAUCCAGAACAUCCAUUCGCUAAAUUCGGAACUGGGAACAAAGAAACGCUGUUGGAUAUUCCCAAGCAAAAUGGCAUUGACACGAGAGCUGAAUUAAUUAAAUUUCAUGACAAAUUUUAUUCAUCAAACUUAAUGACUCUUGCUAUAUUCGGGAAGGAAUCACUCGAUGAGCUUGAGGAAUUGACAACUAAAUACUUUUCUGGAAUUGAAAAUAAAAAUGUAUCACUUCCAGUAUGGAGCGAUAAAAUCUUUCUCGAUGAUCAAAAAAUGACAAAAGUCUUUAUUGUACCCAUUAAAGACACCAGAAAUUUGACAAUUUCUUUCCAAAUUCCAGACAUGGAUGAAUAUUUUCGAAGUGGGCCUGAACAUUAUAUUUCGCAUUUAGUUGGUCACGAAGGCAAAGGAUCGAUCUUAUCGGAAUUAAAAUCUAGAGGGUGGUGCAACAAUUUAGUCGGUGGAGCAAGUUCAAGCGCAAAAGGAUUUGGAUUCUUUGAAAUAUCUGUUGAUUUAACUGAAUCAGGAUUUGAGAAUAUUGAUGACAUCAUAAAGCUCAUCUUUCAAUAUUUAAACUUGCUGAGGGAGAAAGGUCCACAAAAAUGGAUAUUCGAUGAAUAUUGCAAGUUGAAUGAAAUGCAAUUUCGAUUUAAAGAUAAAGAGAAUCCAUUAUCUUUGGUCUCAAAUAUUGUGCAUCAAAUGAUUACUUAUCCAAUCCCUGAUGUCUUAUCUGCCAAUUACAUUCUUACAGAAUGGCGUGAAGAUUUAAUAAAUGACAUCUUGCAAAGAUUAAAUCCUCAAAAUUGCAGAAUCACAAUCGUUGGUCAGAAAAUUGGAGAUAAAUGCACUGAAACUGAGAAAUGGUAUUCAACCAAGUAUCAUACUGAAAAAAUCGAUCCUGAAACAAUUGAGAGAUGGACAAAUUGUGGAACAAAUAAAAAAUUAUACUUGCCAGAACCAAACCUGUUUAUUCCAACAGAUUUCAAUCUGUUGUCUGUUGAGACAAAUGAAAAAAUUCAUCCAUUAAUAAUUCACGAUAUGCCUUGGAUGAGAGUCUGGUACAAACAAGACAACGAAUUUUUAAAGCCGAAAAUGUUUAUUGGAGUUGACUUCAGCAAUCCUAAUGUGUAUUCUGAUCCAUUGAAUUGCAAUUUAACUCAUUUAUUCGUGUCAUUGUUUAAAGAUAGCAUCAAUGAAUUUCUUUAUGCUGCUGAACUCGCUGGCUUACGUUUCAAUAUCUCUAAUACUACAAAUGGAAUCAGUAUGAUUAUCAGCGGAUAUUCUGACAAACAAAGCAAGUUGCUUGAAACGAUUUUGGAUAAAUUAUUCAGCUUUGAUUUUGACAAUAAGCGAUUUGAAAUCAUGUGCGAACAAUACGAACGUGGACUGAAGAAUUUCAAUGCCGAACAGCCUUAUCAGUUGGCUAUUUACCAUCUUGCCGUCAUUUUAACCGAACAAGCUUGGACGAAACGAGAAUUGAUCGAUGCAAUGAAAUUGGUUAAUGCUGAUCGUUUAAGAGAUUUCAUCAAGGACAUUCUUUCACGAUUACAUGCAGAAGCAUUCAUCUACGGCAAUGUAAACAAAGAAAAAGCAACGCAAAUAUCAAAACUUAUUGAGAAUAAAUUGAAAAAAACUAAUGCUUAUGUUUUACCUCAGCUUGCCAGACAAUUAAUUCUUAAGAGAGAAUAUAAAUUAAACGAAGGUGAAAAGUAUUUAUUUAAAACUCAAAAUGAAUUCCAUAAAAGCAGUUGUUCUAGUCUAUAUCUCCAAUGUGGCGUUCAGGAAGAUAGCAGUAACGUGUUUUUAGAUUUAGUGGCUCAAAUCUUGUCAGAACCUUGUUACAAUGUAUUAAGGACACAAGAUCAGCUUGGGUAUAUUGUUUUUUCCGGUGUUCGCAAGGCAAACGGAGCAAAAGGUAUGAGAAUCCUUGUGCAGUCGGCAAAAAAUUUAGAAUAUGUUGAUCAUAGGAUAGAAAAGUUUUUGGAAUCGAUGGUUACUGAAAUUGAAAAGAUGAGUGACGAAGAGUUUUUAAGGCACAAGGAGGCCUUAAAAGCAGCGAAAUUAGAAAAGCCUAAAAGAUUAUCAGCCCAAUACUCGCAAUAUAUCAAUGAGAUUUCAUUACAGCAGUACCAUUUUGAUAGAUCUGAGAAAGAAGUUGAAAUUUUAGCAUCAAUAACAAAAGAUCAAGUUCUUGACUAUUACAAGCACUUUAUUACUCCAAAUGCCGAAGCACGUCAAUCAGUGCUCAUACACAUUGUUUCUAAUCCAGAGAACAUUGAGCAGGUCGAAAUUCCAGAAGAUGAAGCAAAACCAUCAAAGGAAUACACACCAAUAACCGAUCUCGCUAUAUUUAAAUCCUCUAAACAGCUUUAUCCAUUAGCGAAAAGCUAUAUUAGUAUAGUUCCAAAAGGUGCAAAGAGUAAAUUGUAA
This is a messenger RNA of Chironomus riparius, 3373 nucleotides long. The record is from the annotation of a GenBank genome assembly. NCBI's taxonomy places the organism in Eukaryota, Metazoa, Arthropoda, Insecta, Diptera, Chironomidae.